AUGCCUGGCAAGGGAGGCGCAACCCUGCUUGAGGACCUGCCCGAGGAAAUCGUUGACAAGAUACUCAUCAGGUUGCCGCCCAAGGACGUCGGCCACUGCCGUGCCGUCAGCAAGUCAUGGCGCAGCGCGACAUCCACGCCUGCAUUCAUGCUCGAGCACCGCCGCUGCCAGCCGUUGCUCCCCAUUGUCGACGGGCAAGGGCGGCCGGCCAGCCUCGUCGUUCUCCGUGAUGCCGGUGCCAUGAAAGCCCCCCACCAGCAGCAGCUCUGGCCUUUCUUCCCGGGCUACAAGCCACUUUCCCACAAUCGCCUCAGAGGCGCUUGUGGUGGCUUCCUCAUCGUCUCUCAGGGAUACACGUUCUACAUCUGCAACCCGGUCAUCCGCAAGUGUGCUCUCCUGCCGCUGCCUGAGAGGGAGUACAACACCAUAGCCGGUUUCUACUGCCACCAUUCAAGUGAAGAGUAUAGGGUGCUCUGGGUCUCACGCCCAGACCACUUGUCUAACUCCAGCUUAUACGUCCUCACGGUGGGAUCUGACAGGCCGAGGCAAAUCAGUGUCAGAAUGUCAAUACUCUCAUCACCUUCAGUGGAACAGGAUUUACUGAGCAAGCUGUACUCUUCACCACCAGUCCACCACCAUGGCAGCCUGCACUGGGGUCUUUGCCCUUACGUCAACAUUAUGGGAGGUCGCGUAGACAUUAUUGUGUUUGACACAGAAGCAGAGUCAUUUCGGUGGAUGCACGGUCCCAUCCAUUCCCAGCCAUACUGUAACUGGAAGCUGUUCGACAUGGAGGAGACGUUUGCUUUCUGGUGCAGCUUGAGUGAAAGGUCUUCUAUGGAUGUCUGGGUGAUGCAGGAUUACAAGGCUGAAAUCUGGGCUUUCAAGUACCGGAUUGACCUGUCAAUGGUAGAGGCAUCAAGGCAGCUUUAUUUAACUUCUUUCAAAAAGAAAAAGAGAAGACCACUUGAUUCAACAGUGCAGUAUUUGGACAACAUGGUUGUGCUAAACGAGCGUGAGCUGCUGAUCGCGUUUAAUAUGAAAAAUGUGUUGCGCUGGGAUAUUGAUGGCAAGUUCUUAGGUAUUGUGAACAUUGGAAAGAGUCAGUACUGCAUGUCGCUUACGCACCACCGCCUCCAAGAGAGCAUUGUUCCGAUUCCAGGCCAUGAUAUGAUGGAAGAAGAAUAUGAGGAGUAUCCAUUCUCCACAGGGCAUGCCUGAAA
Molecule: messenger RNA, 1220 nt
Organism: Aegilops tauschii subsp. strangulata
Lineage: Eukaryota; Viridiplantae; Streptophyta; Magnoliopsida; Poales; Poaceae
Product: F-box protein At3g07870-like
Molecular function (GO): protein binding
Source: RefSeq, a predicted model, not a curated record